Molecule: messenger RNA, 4314 nt
Organism: Ictalurus punctatus (channel catfish)
Lineage: Eukaryota; Metazoa; Chordata; Actinopteri; Siluriformes; Ictaluridae
Product: KH domain-containing RNA-binding protein QKI
Exons: 6
Coding region: 695-1717 (340 amino acids)
Biological process (GO): regulation of mRNA splicing, via spliceosome
Cellular component (GO): nucleus
Molecular function (GO): mRNA binding
Source: RefSeq, a predicted model, not a curated record
GGCGAGUCCUGGCAGCGCAGACGGAGCUGAACGCUGACAGAGGAGCGCGCGCCAGUCCCGGUGAAGAAGCUCCGUUAUUGCGAGCAAGACAGACAGCGAGACAACUGGAACUAGACUCAUUUUACACACACACACACACACACACACACGUUACACACAGGAAGCCGUGGGGGACUCAAAGAGAGAGAGAGAGAGAGAGAGAGAGAGAGAGCGCGAGCGAGUCACUCAUCGCUUCCAAACUGUCGCGUAAAAAAGGAAGUAAAGGACAAAUCAUCUGAAAUCUCAGCAGAGCGCCGCGCGGCCGGGAGUUGCCUUUCUUUUUCUGAGUAACUUGUGGAAUUUAUCGAGCAAAACAAACAAACAAACAAAAUAAAACAAAAACACUAGCUCGGCCUACCUCUGUGCCCUCGUGUACGUUUUUAUUUUUAUAUGCUUGCAUUAGGUUGUUUAUUGUUAUCUUUUUUUUUUUUUUUUUUUUUUUUCCAGCAGAAUAAUAACGGUGUCGGUUUGAGAGGAGAAGACUGACAGGAAACAGCAGCUUUUCUCCACCACACUCGAGUCUCCUGAAGUGCGACGAACACUUGCUCUCCUUCAGCGCUCCUUUUUCUACUUCUGUCUGUUGAAUAUUUACACGAGAACCUAUCUGGGUUAGAAAUCGGUGUAUCCUGGGGCGUCAGCUGUGAUUUCUUGGAAUAUGGUGGGGGAAAUGGAAACGAAGGAGAAACCGAAGCCGAGCCCAGACUAUCUGAUGCAGCUCAUGAACGAUAAGAAGCUGAUGAGCAGCCUGCCCAACUUCUGCGGCAUCUUCAACCACCUCGAGCGCCUCCUCGAUGAAGAGAUCAGCAGAGUACGGAAGGACAUGUACAAUGACACAUUAAAUGGGAGCACAGAGAAGAGGAGCUCGGAGCUCCCCGAUGCUGUGGGUCCAAUUGUACAGCUCCAGGAGAAGCUUUACGUGCCUGUUAAAGAAUAUCCUGAUUUUAAUUUUGUGGGCCGGAUCCUUGGUCCACGGGGGCUUACGGCCAAGCAACUGGAGGCUGAGACAGGAUGCAAGAUCAUGGUGAGAGGCAAAGGCUCAAUGAGAGACAAGAAAAAGGAGGAGCAGAACCGUGGCAAGCCCAACUGGGAACACCUGAAUGAAGACCUGCACGUCCUAAUCACUGUAGAAGAUGCUCAGAACCGUGCCGAGAUCAAGCUCAAACGAGCCGUGGAGGAGGUCAACAAGUUGCUGGUGCCUGCGGCUGAAGGAGAGGACAGUCUGAAGAAGAUGCAGUUGAUGGAACUGGCCAUUCUAAACGGCACCUACAGGGAUGCCAACAUUAAAUCACCGAGUGCCCAGGCUCCUCGCAUCAUCAGCGGCCCAGCACCCGUGUUGCCCCCGGCUGCCCUGCGUACUCCCGCGCCCACGGGCCCCACCAUCAUGCCCCUAAUUCGUCAGAUUCAGACCGUCGUGCCCAACGGCUCAGCUCACGCCCAUGCUGCCGCCGCCACCCUGGUGCCUCCCGGGCCGGAGUCAGCUGGCCUGAUUUACGCCGCACCCUAUGAAUACCCAUACACUUUGGCGCCAGCCACGUCCAUCCUUGAGUACCCCAUCGAUUCCAGUGGCGUGUUAGGUAAGCACAGUUGUGAGUGCGCUGGCAUGCCACCCCACCAAUACCAACACCUACUUGGGCAGUGGAGCGCAGCACCUACCUUACUCCUGCGUCACUCUUCUUAAACCCUGACCACCCCACACCCCCCACCUCCUCCCCAAAUGCUGUCUUACGAUAUAGAUGAGCUUUCUAUAUUUACUGCCACCUUCAUCCACCCAUUUCCCAAUCACCUUAGGGAAAAUAAAAAGGUAAUGAAAUAACACUGCAAACCUUUUCCCACUUAAUCCGUUUAGUUUCAUAAAAGUAAUCUCUCGUUGCAAAAAAUAAAUAAAUACAUUAAAGAAAUGUGGCAUAAAUGAUCGGGCUGCUAAGUGCUCUGUUGGCUUUAUAUGAAUUAUAAGAGAGGGGUCUCUUUUGCUUUCUGCCCUCACUCCUUCUCCCUCCCUAUUUUUCGCAUGCUCCCCCUCUCUCCUUCUCACUCUCAAAGGCCCUGUCCUCCCCUCUCCACACAAGCUCUAUGGCUUCAUUAAGGCACUUGAGAAAAGCCGAUUAUGAGUAUCAUGUUACAAACAGCAUUCUGCCAGUUUUACACAGGCUGCUCCCAGAGGCACAGUGUUAAGUUGAGAAAUGACACAAAAAAAAGUGCAUCCGUGAGGCAAGAUCAGCGUGUCCAAUGAGAUGAGCCAGAGCGGGAUUUAGUCUCUGUCUAAUAAAGUAAGCUUUAUUCUGCCAAGAUCAAGCCGACUGCUCCAAGUGUUCUAAGCCCAGUACAGUAGCACUGUAUUAGAGACCUGAUUUGAGUAGUUUUGGUGUUUGGGUUUGAUCAUGAAAGCACUUCAGUGAGACAGCAAAGGAGGUGAGGAGUGUUGUGGAGGGAGCAGAGUGGAAGAUUUCAUCCAUGUCUUCUCUCUUGUGUACACCUAUACAGCAUCCUCAAAGGCCGAAGAGCUGCCGCUGUACCUGGGCUUUCAGACCUGUCACUUUCCCAUCACUGUGCAGCGUGCAGAGCCAGCCGGUCGGCCUCCUUUUUAAAGCAGACCCACUCCCCUCAUCCCCUUUUCUGACCCUCAUUCACCCUACACACUCACCCUUCGACACCCUCACACCCCUCCCCACCCCUCCACCCCCCCUGCAAACACUCAUCUUAUUGGACUGACCGGAAAGCACCCCCCUCUUCCAGGAGCCUCUGCUCCCCGGCCUUUCACUGUUUGUCCCUUCUGCAACCUGAAUCCUGUUUUGUUUUUGGUUUAAUUUAAUGUCAUGUGUUGAAACUGUGUGUACCAUAAUGAGGGAGAAAAAGCACUGAGCCCCAAACUGCUGCAAACCCUCUCUGGAUGCUCCCUCCCUUGGUGCGGAGGGCGCAUCAGGAGAGGUAACAUGAAGACGGUGAGGGGACAGUGGGGGUCAGACAGGGGCUGCUUUAGGAGUCAUGGGAUGGUGGGAUUGUUCUAAAAGUCAGACCUAUUCGAGUUCUACUCACACAGCCGUUUGAUGGUGCUCUGUGGCAGUGAGUUCCAAGGUUGUUUACAGCAUAAUAUGAACCAAUAUUUAAAAAAAAAAAAGCAACGUAGCCUUAUGCAUGCAGUGACCAAAUCCAGCACCUCUGCUUUUAGGCAUAGACUGCCCUAAAAUGGCUUUGGUAACGCAUGGAAUUAUAGUGUGUGUUGCUUCUUGAGGACAGACACUCCUGGCACUAAUUUCACAUUCCCUUCCUUUAUUCUUUAGGUGUGGCUUUCCCCACGAAAGGCUAAAAGUGCUUUCGAGGAUCCUUACUGAGCCCCUCAUCCGAUCUGAGUGUUAACACACAUGCGCUUUCGUUUCACAGCGGCCUUGUUAUUUCCUGAGUGUUAAUGAAUUAUGAAAUCGAGCCUAGCAGUCAGUCAGACAUACUACUGUUUUGUUUACACUGGCCACCCCUCUGCCCAAAGAGGCUCCGUAUAUGCUUAGAAAUAUUGUAUCUGUGCCCGAUGCCCCUUUUAGCAGCAAAGGUAUAUGUGUGUAUGUGUGUAUGUCUCACAGAUCUGUUCUACUGACUGCUAUGUUGUUUGGUUAGGGUACAAGAGAGUAAAAAUCAAGGAGCUUGCUUUACUAAUCACUUAAAUCAUUGCUGUUGUAUUUUCGAUCCUUUCUCUUUUUUUACUACUGCACAUGUGCCUACGCACUAUCAUCUCUGUGCCUUUGCUCAGAGAGUGAGUUUAUCAGUAUUAUAUUUAAAUGUGGAACUGGAGAGGUGCACUUCCCCAUUGCUUCACUGCAGGAUUAUGUGACUAGUAAAGCUCCCUUUGCUCUCGCUCUCUCUCUCUCUCUCUCUCUCUCUCUCUCUCUCUCUCUCUCUCUCUCUCUCUCUCUCUCUUUCUCUAUCUCUCUCUCUCUCUCUCUCUCUCUCUCUCUCUCUCUCUCUCUAUCCCUCCCUCUGUGUGUGUGUUUGUGUGUUUGUGUGUGUGUGUGUGUGUGUGUGUGUGUACUUGUUACUAAUGUCCAUCCUACUAUCCAAGCAUGGAUCCACCACUUGGAAUUAAUGCAACAUUUUUUUUCCACUUUCAAUAUGCUAUUUUGAAAAAUGAACAAGUAUUAUUUGUGCCUUAACUUGUAUUUUUAUUAUUUGCAUAAUAAUUGUUAUACAUAUUUGGCCACACAGAUAAAUGUAAUUUGGCCACACAGAUAAAUGAAAUCUGUUCAGUUUCAUUGAUUUACUUGAUGGGAUUUUAUAUAUAUAUAUAUA